GUGAAGGACUUGCUGUGCACGGGCCACCCCACGAAUUUCGAGCGAUUCGCUUAAAAUUUCGCCCACAGUUUAUUUCUUUAUCUCUUCUUUCUCAGGCUUUGACAACUCAGGUUCAUACUAACCCCCUCAAACCACACAGCCAGCCCAAGAUGAGUCACCGAAAGUAUGAGGCUCCCCGCCACGGCUCCCUGGCUUAUCUGCCCAGGAAGCGUGCUGCUCGUCACCGCGGAAAGGUCAAGUCGUGAGUAUUUUCUGCUGCAUCAACAAAGAUAGAAAAAAAAAAAAAAUCUUUUUGACAAUCUCUCCCAGCUGAGGAAGACGUCGGCUAAUGCAUUGGGACCAACAGCUUCCCCAAGGAUGACCCCAAGAAGCCUGUCCACCUGACAGCCGCUAUGGGUUACAAGGCUGGUAUGACCACCAUCGUUCGUGACCUCGACCGACCUGGCGCCAAGGCCAACAAGAAGGAGGUUGUUGAGGCUGUUACUAUCGUCGAUACCCCACCUGUACGAACAAUGCAGCCCGCUUGGCUAUGUGCCUAUGGCUAACAUCUUUUAGAUGAUCGUUGUUGGUCUUGUGGGAUACAUCGAGACUCCCCGAGGCCUGCGAUCCCUCACCACCGUCUGGGCCGAGCAUCUGGGCGACGAGCUUAAGCGCCGAUUCUACAAGAACUGGUACAAGAGCAAGAAGAAGGCUUUCACCAAGUACGCCAAGAAGCACUCCGAGAACAGCGGUGCCUCUAUCACCCGCGAGCUCGAGCGCAUCAAGAAGUACUGCACCGUCGUCCGUGUCCUCGCCCACACCCAGAUCCGAAAGACCCCUCUCAAGCAGAAGAAGGCCCACCUCAUGGAGAUCCAGGUCAACGGUGGUUCCAUCGCCGACAAGGUCUCUUUCGGCCAGGAGCUCUUCGAGAAGCCCGUUGACAUUUCCAGCAUUUUCGAGCAGGAUGAGAUGAUUGAUGUCAUUGCCGUCACCAAGGGUCACGGAUUCGAGGGUGUCACCGCCCGUUGGGGUACCAAGAAGCUUCCUCGCAAGACUCACAAGGGUCUCCGAAAGGUUGCUUGUAUCGGUGCUUGGCAUCCUUCCCACGUCCAGUGGACUGUUGCACGUGCGGGUCAGCGAGGUUACCAUCACCGAACCUCGGUCAACCACAAGAUCUACCGCAUUGGUAAGGGUGACGCUGACGACAACGCCGCCACUGAGAUCGAUGUCACCAAGAAGACCAUCACUCCUCUCGGUGGCUUCGUCCGCUAUGGUGAGGUCAACAACGACUUCGUCAUGGUCAAGGGCUCUAUCCCUGGUACCAAGAAGCGAGUCAUGACUCUUCGAAAGACCAUGUUCCCCCAGACUUCCCGAAAAGCCCUCGAGAAGGUCAGCCUCAAGUGGAUCGACACCUCGUCCGAGUUCGGACACGGUGCUUUCCAGACCCCUGCGGAGAAGAAGCAGUACCAGGGUACCCUCAAGAAGGAUCUUGCCUCCGCUUAGAGCGGCUGCUUGUUUUCUUUCUUGUCUUGACCAAUUCAUUGCACCGGUGUCGAGGGUUGGUUCGUUACUACUGUACGCCUUGCGUUUGGGCUGGGUUAGGUUACAACUGGCGUGGAACGUAAAAAACAAAAAGUCCAGCCAGAAGAGGGAUGGCUUUCAAAAAUUCUAACGAGAUUCCCAAUGUUAAUAUGACUGUACCUUUGUUCUCCGGUGAAUGUAUGUUUGACUUGAGCUUGUGUCCCCUCUGUAGCUGUCUAAACGAAACUCUUGUGUCGAGACAUGCAAAUAUAUA
Molecule: messenger RNA, 1774 nt
Organism: Fusarium verticillioides 7600
Lineage: Eukaryota; Fungi; Ascomycota; Sordariomycetes; Hypocreales; Nectriaceae
Product: 60S ribosomal protein L3
Exons: 3
Coding region: 556-1482 (308 amino acids)
Biological process (GO): ribosomal large subunit assembly; translation
Cellular component (GO): ribosome; cytosolic large ribosomal subunit
Molecular function (GO): RNA binding; structural constituent of ribosome
Source: RefSeq, a predicted model, not a curated record